AUGGAAAACCAUGCUGAUAAGUCUGCAUCUGAUUCUGAAAUCAAUCAAAUCGGAAUUGAUAAAACACCGACUGGCAUAAUAUUCACACAAUACAAGCGAAGAAGGGAGGAUGAUUUUGUAAUUGAAUUUAAUAAUUUCAAAACAGAAAUAAAAUCUAUGAUGCAAACCCAAGAACGCGAAAUGAAAAAGAUAUUUAAUGAUAAACAACAAAGUAACAAAGCUGAUUUACUCGAGAAUCAAAUAAGAGAAGAUAGAAAAUAUAUAAUUUUACUUGAGGAAAAAAUUGAAGAUCUACAGAUGUCACCACGCAAAGCAAAUUUUGAAAUAAAAAAUGUCCCAAAAACAAAAGAAAACCUAAUUGAAAUGGUCGCAAAACAAGCUGGUGCAGUUGGGAGCAAUUUAGCAUAAACGGAUAUUAAAAAUAUCUGUAGAGUAAAAGUUCGUAAAGAAUCAUCUCAAAAUAUUCCAAUUAUUGUUGAGACAACAUUCGCCAUUUUGAAAACGGACAUCAUCAACCUGAGUAAGUUAUUU
This is a messenger RNA of Diatraea saccharalis (sugarcane borer), 531 nucleotides long. Lineage: Eukaryota; Metazoa; Arthropoda; Insecta; Lepidoptera; Crambidae. The record is from the annotation of a GenBank genome assembly.